AGUGGUGUGAAACGCCGUGUGUUUGCUCUUCUUCAUCAGUGAGCCAAUAAGAGUUCGACACCUCAUUGUUUUUAUUUAAUGCGAAAUAAGUGUAGGGUAAUUUAUGAGAAAACUCAAAAGUUCAGGGUUUGUUUUGAAACUUUCCUAAAUAAUAAAAAAUGCGACCAAAGUCGGAGAAGGAAUAAGGAAGUGACUCACCUCGAUAGAGAGAAGAAGAGAAAGUUGGAGUCUUUUUGUGCGAGAUGGAGGCUCCAAGCUGUGAGGAGAUACUUGAGUGUAUGAGCUCUUGUCUCUCUCAGAUCAAAUGGCGACUUAAGCCCAAUUCUAAACGCCGUCUCGAAAUAGAUGUGCUGGCACUAUGCACGGGGAUGAGACCAGUUGUGAUGAUUGACUAUGGAGGCAAGUUGCCUGAGCUACAAGAUCGCUUGCUUUCCCUUCUCGAGCUUAUCCAAGAGGUUUUACCAGUUUUCAAAGAUCUGAGAGUUAUGGUUAUAGAGGAUAUGAUUUACCUGAUCAAUGUAAGAAGACUGCCCAAGUGGUUGAGUUCAGAACCUGAAUUGUUCUUCGUCGACCUGGAACAAGAUCCUCCACAGAUGGUGGAACAAAGCAAGGAAAGCAAUCUAGGGAUGCAGCUUAGGUCGAUUCAGAAGCUAUUCUCUUCCACAUUUCCUUUAGAUGGCAGCAAUAAUGAUGCCAAGUCUUCUUUGUUCAUUGAUCUUAGUUGUUGUUUACAAGACACUAAGGUUACAAUCCCAACACUAAACGGGUGGCUCCUGGACUACCCGGUUGUGUAUUUAUUCGGCACAGAUCACAUAGAAGAAGCAAUCUACAACCUCUCAACCAAGUCUCUCCGCAUCUUCAAAGUUCUAGUACAAAGGAAAGGUACCACCGAGAAAGACUCUCUUUUAGAAGAGCUAACAAGUUUUUCGGUGCCAUGUGAACUGAGUAUGGGAGGUAGCAAGGAAGUGUGGGCUGAAGCAUUUAUGGAGAGGAUGAGUUCAAGGUGGGAAGAAUGCAAACACAUUUGGAGAUCAUUGGAUUUGCAAGUUUCUGAAUGUUAUCCUCAAGCUAUUGUUCUUUAACGCUUUCUCUACUUCAAAACAAUCCUUCUCUAGCUUUGUGCGCGGUCGUCAACAAUGUUGCAAAGCACGGCACCAACAUAUGAAUCACCAGCACCAGUUGUAUCCACUGCCUUGACAUGGAAAGGAUCAACAGAAUCAUACAAGCGCAAGAACACAAUCAAAGUCACACUAUUAGUUAAGUCAACUCCGCAAGAAAGAUAACUCUUCAAGAACCAUUAAUCUUGGUGUAAUAUUUACAACCCUUUUCGCCCAAAGUGACUAAGAGAAGUUUAAAGUUAUCAUGCCACAGAGACAAAGCAGUCUCAUCAUCAAAAUUAA
Brassica rapa (field mustard) is the source of this 1400-nucleotide messenger RNA. RefSeq lists its product as uncharacterized. Lineage: Eukaryota; Viridiplantae; Streptophyta; Magnoliopsida; Brassicales; Brassicaceae. The record is from RefSeq and is a predicted model, not a curated record.